Molecule: messenger RNA, 1222 nt
Organism: Chanos chanos (milkfish)
Lineage: Eukaryota; Metazoa; Chordata; Actinopteri; Gonorynchiformes; Chanidae
Product: DNA-directed RNA polymerase III subunit RPC4
Exons: 9
Coding region: 47-1222 (391 amino acids)
Biological process (GO): tRNA transcription by RNA polymerase III
Cellular component (GO): RNA polymerase III complex
Molecular function (GO): DNA binding
Source: RefSeq, a predicted model, not a curated record
GCAUCACAGGUCGUCUUGUUUGGAUAUACUGCUUCCAAGAUGGAGAAUGUCUGAUCCGAGUGAGUCCGAUCCAGUGACAAGUCCCUAUGACAAUUCGAGCCCCAGACCGCCGUUGGUGUUGGGCAGAGGGUUAUCUGGGCGGCUAUCUUUGACUCCUCCUCCCCCAGGCCGGCUCACCUCCCUGCGUUCUAGAGACCUGACACUGGGCGGAUUCAAAAAGAAAACAUUUGUACCAAAUGUUCAUUCCGUUCGUAAAAGCAAAGAUGAGUUAAAAGAGGAGCUCCAUGCACCAACAAGGAGAGAGAGAAGAGAACGGGAGGACAGACAAAGGGACAGUAAGACAAGGAGAAGAGAGAGGCCUCAGACAAUCCAGUCACACUCCAUUUUUGAGCAGGGUCCUGCUGAUACUAUUAGAAAAAUCGGUGGUUGGGGUGGUGCAAACCUGACUGACUGUGAAUCCUCACCUGUCACAAAAUGUAUUAAGAAGGAGAAGAAUGUGACAGAGGAUGCUGACAAUGAAAUUUUACAAAAGCUCCAACGUGAUGAUUUUUUAGAUGACCCUGGCUUGAAGAAUGAUGACAAACUCAGACCAAUUCAGCUACCAUUACAUCAGUCAAGUAACUUUUUGGCUACAGAGACAAGUACUUUGGUGAAAGAGGAGACAACUGAUUACACACGUUGGAAAUCAAAAAGAGCACACUCCCAUAAAUACCAGCCGCAAACAAGCAACGCUUCAACCCCUGAACACCCAACUGUUGGAGAACUUUUCCAGCAGCUCACUGUAUCAGACAAGGAAGAAUUAUUUUUCAUGCAGCUUCCUGAUACCAUACCAGCCCGGCCCAAAACAAUAAACUCUGAGAAGCCAGCGAAGAAAGAGAGCAAGUCUGAAGACAAGCGUACAGCUCAAAUUAAAACACAAGAUGCAGUUGGCAAAGAAAGCAGAGCUGUGCUUUCAGACUUCUCAGAAGGACUUAUAGGGAAACUACAGAUCAGAAAAUCUGGCAAAGUUCAGCUUGUCUUGGGAGGUAUAACCCUGGAUGUUUCAGAGGGAGCAGCCUUCUCUUUUCUUCAGCAACUUGUGUCUGUUCGGCUUUCUGAGGGUAUGCCUGGAGACCUUUGUGUCCUUGGGAACAUCAGACACAAGCUGGUCUGCUCUCCAGACUUUGAAGCCUUGCUGAAGGAGGUCAAAUCUUCAUCAAACACAAACUCAGGACAGUCCUGA